AAGUAGCUAAUCCUCCCUACAGUGUUGUUCUAUACUGCUCGAAAAAGUGACGCUUUUUAUUCAACUUCAAGGUAGGGGCAUAGCAAGUCUACUCUCCUUAAUUUCUAUGACUUAAAUCAGUGUAAUUUCCGUCAUCUUUGCUCAAGAAGGUACAAUGCUUCAAGUGCAAUGGAAGCUGUGGCCAGGGCCGUCGAAGUGGAAGGAUAUAAAAGAAGACACGGCGCAGGAAUUGCUGGAAAACCAGGGUGUGAUGUCUCCCGUGGUGGACGAGACAGCGGGGGACCUCCCAGUUCGCGAUGUGGGGCUGAUGAGGGGAGGACUCAUGGCGACUGUUCCAGAUGCCGCACGUGAUGUGAAGCCGUGGAAGAAGCAUCACAUCAUGAUGACCAAAGAUCCUCAGCGGCUCUUUCGUUUCCCCAGGGAGCAACUGGAGGACCUUUGCCUUCACCUGCAAGAAGAGAACACUGUGUUAAGAAUGCACUCACGAGCACAAGAGCAAAAGAUGCGCAGGAUGUCCACCAGACUGAUUCGUCUCCGUCAGGCCAGUCCCGGUGCCAAAGAGAGGGACAUGGAGGACUCAUUGCAAGAGCUGGAAGCUCGUGUGGCCACUUUGGAGAGCCAGAAGGUUGUCUUACAGAACAAACUCAGCCUGGCCAAGCAGCACAUUCUGGACUUGGGGGGGCGUACACCAUACAAGUUCAACAAAGGUAAAUGUGCAGAAGUUGAUGGCGGAGUCAGGAGGGCUGCGCAGACGGCCCCACCCCGCUACGGCCCAACAACAGAGGACACCAGAGGACAGAUGGAGAAAUUCUGUGUGAGCGAGCAGAUGAGGGUGACAGAGCUCCAACUGGCCCUCCGAGACACACUACAAGAUAAAGAGCGAGAGAUGGAGGGCACCAUUAGAGAGAUGAAGAAGCAACAGGCUGAAAGACACAAAGCAUCCAUCAGAGAAAACUUGGAUGUGAUCCGUCUCCAAAAGAAGCUUUCCGAGAAGAGCACAGCCCUGCGGGUAACCCAGGAGAAGAUCACUAACCUGCAACAGGCCUAUGAGAAGCAGCUGGAGGAGACUCAGACGUCACUGAGGGAAAGCCAGACUGUCCUCCUGGAGAAGGUGGAGGAGCUGAGUGAGAAGCUGAAGCAGGAGAGGCAGAGAGUGCUGACCCUGGAUGGUCAACUCACAACUGCCAGCUUGUCUCUGCAGAACCUGGAAAAGCUACAAGAGCGUAUAAGUGACCUGGAAGGAGAGAGGGAUCGGAUAAAAGAAAGCUAUGACUCGCUACUUGAGAGUACUUUAUCUACUUACAACGACACUGUGGAAGAACACAAGGUGGUGUACAAGGAAAGGGACGCACCAGAAGACACCGUUUCCACGAUAGAUGCAAAUAUCCUGGAGAAAGCGCUGCAGGCAGAGCGGGAGGAAAGAGGCAGGCUGGAAUCGGAGAAGAAGAAGCUCAGACAAGAGAAGGAGAUAAUGGAGGAGCAGAGGGAGCAAGAAGGAGCCAAACUAAAAUAUCUGGAAGAGAAGAUACUCGAGUACAACGAUCAGAUUUCUGUCUUACAGCGCAGACUAGACUCUGUCACCAAGGAGUUUGACAUGAGUGACGAAGAGCUCAGCGAAACACUUUUUCAGAUUAAGGCGUUCCGUAUGCAACAGGAGAGCAGAGAGGGUUUAUGUCUCCCCGGGGCUGAUCGAGAGAAAGAGCUUGUCAACAAUCAGGCCUUACUCGCCGAGACCGUGCUUGAAUUACAGAAAACCAGGAGCCUCCUUUUGCUAGAGCAUCGCAUCAGUAAAGACCUUCAGGAGGAGUUGGACACAACCAAAACAAGGUUGGAGAGUGAAAGGGAGGCGAUGAGGAUGAGGAUGGCGGAGAAAGACAAACUGUUAUGCAAAAGAGUUCUCCAGAUCAAUGCUUUACAAGACCAGCUGAAAACCUUUGCGUACAACACAAAGAGCCACAAACGGACCAUACCGAUACAGUACACAUGGCCAACAGGAGAAAAACAAGCAGUCUCGCCUGAAGAUUAUAUUUCUUAUUCUCCAUUGAGGUCUGGAGAGUCCCUCUUAGAAGUUCACAUCAAGGAUGCCACCUUUACUCCAAGUGGGUUUCGGAAUAUGAGCAGCAUUGAUCCAGACCAAGGUGAAGACACGGUGACCUUCUGUACAUACAGCCUUUUGGACUUUGAAGUCCACUCCACACCUCUGGUGGCGGGAAGCAAACCCAACUACAGCUUCACCUCCCACUAUGCUCUGACUGCCUGUGAUCUGGAAAGGCUAGAGGUACAGGGGUGGAAGGUCAAAGUGGAGCUCCACCAGGCAGUAGGAGGGGUCCGCUUUCUAACGCACGGGAGCGGACAGUUGUCCCUGUUGGCUGCCGUGGAGAGGAGAGGGGAACAUAUUAAUGGACGUGUGCACAUCACAGGUUCUGUGAGGGAAAUAGUCGGUGUUGUGGAUUUCUGGGUCCGCCUAUUUUCACCUACAGAGCCCAUGGAUGCAGUGGUGUCGGGAGGCAAUGACAGGACCACAGCAACAAAGAAAAUGCCGGCUCAAAUCUCUCUUGGCUGGCAAACUGGCGGCCACGUGCAGGAGUUGUACGAUUUUGGUGGAGGUAUUCCCAACGAGUUGAUGUUGCUGCUAGAGCGCUGUGAGGGUCUAAAAGGGCGCUGGCCUGGACUACUUCCUGAUGCCUACCUGACCUACAGAUUCUACGACCUGCAGCCCCAUGUGUCCCAAACUGUCCGGAGUAAUGUUAACCCAGUUUUCCACGACAUCACCAGCUACCCGCUUGCAAUCACAACUGAUGUGUUGCACUACUUGAGGUCAAGCAGCCUUUGGGUCUAUGUGUUUGAUGACAGCGAUGACCAGAUACCACCAGUCUACUUGGCUAAAACACCCAUCCCACUGAGAGCGCUGGCGACUGGCAGGGAGAUCCAAGGUGACUAUGUUCUGCGUGAUCCAGCUGGUGGCCCACGGGGGACUGUCAGGGUGUUGAUUAAAUGGAAGUACCCCUUUCAACCACCAGUAAAUGUGAUGGAAAGCAGCAUGAGAAACCAAGGAUUAGCAGAAGACUCACAAAGACCAAUAGCUAAGCCCAGAGUCAAGACAAAGCACCUUGAGUCAGGAGAAACCAAAGCAAAGAUGAGGAAGAUGAGAGUUUACCCUUCACUUGACAACAUACAACCAAGCCAGACCAAGAGGUCCAACAAAAAGUCUCCUGCUCGUCAAGACGAGGAACCCCCCACUGUGCUCUCUCAUUCGCCAAUCACAAAAUCUUCCAGACAUGCCACUUCACUGAGAAGACGCUCUGUUGGUGAUCCUGCUACUCAGAACAUUUCCUCUGUGGAUCUGGUGUCAGUGGAUAAAGAGCAGGAAAAGGAGGAAAGGAGCGAGAGUGCUGCUGAAGAACCCUCAGAGUCCUCUGAGACCUUAACAAGCGACCUCAUUGUUUCAACGAAACAAGAGAGAAAAAAGGGUGACAAGCUAAGAGUGGAGAUCUUUUCGUUGACUUUCGAACCGUCCUCUCAAGUGGCGCUGGACGAUUCAGUGCAGCGUGUCUACGUGGAAUACCGGCUGCUGGGUAUUCCAAUGGAAACAACAGAGACGCCCGUGUCCCUCCGCAAGCCCACAGAGGGGGAGGAGAUUCACUACAACUUCACACGAGUCAUCUAUGUGGAUGGUUCACUGUCAGUGCCACUCAGACAGUAUCUUUACACCAUGUUGGAGGGCAGUGACCCCAACAAGGGCAGGUUAAAGUUCACAGUCGUCAGUGAGCCAAUGGAUGACAAUGAGGAGUGCUGGGAUGUCGGAUGCUCCUUCUUGGACCUGCAGGAGCUGCUGCUGACAGGGAACGACGUCAUUGAACGGCAAAUUGACAUUGUGCGAGUAGAUGACGAAAAGGAGGUGAUAGGAUUCCUCAAAGUGUCUCUGGAGGCAGCAAAAGCCCUGACUGGAAUUUACCAAGAGUUUCACCGGCCAAUGGAUGCUGAGGAUAACAGCGAUAAGGAAACCCAGCAAGAAGAAGAGGAGCAGCAGCAGAUGGAAAAAGAUGCAAUUACAGUGAUAGACUACAAUGACAGCGACUUCUAAUUACACUUUAGGCCUACUCACAAAAAGGAAUAUUCAUUCGGCUUUUGGGUGACAUUCUUUUACUGCCUCUGCUGCCAAUCAACCGGUUCCUGUUCCCAGCUGCUCCUCAUUUCACUCACCUGUUAAUCAGCCAGCCAAUCCCAGUCCACCAUUCAUCCUCCCAGCCUGUUUAAAACCACCUGCUCACCACUGGAUCAGGCGGAUUCUUUUUCUGACAUGCUGUGGGGAGCUCUGAUAGAUGCUACUUUGUUUUGUAAUAAUUUUUGUUAAGCUCUUUGCUUAACUUCUGCCACCUGUUUUUUGUCUUCAUUUUUUUUACCUUUCAACUUUUGUAAGUAUCUACAGCCUAGUCUUGGGAAAGGUUAGACAGAGGCCUCUAUACACUACACAAUACACAUGUAGGAUUUGUCUGUGUAUAAAGACCCCCUCUUUAGGCUAGAGUAGGUACUAGUGAUGGGUUGAUGAGGCGUCAUGAAGCGUUUCGACACAUUGCAAAACUGUAUUGAUACUGUGUAGAUACUGUGUCACUAAAUACUGACAUCUGUUGGACAUUAAAAAUCCCUACAGGCAACCUAUGGACCGACUCAACUGACACUGAUUUUAUGACCUAGUAUAUACAAUAAUAUAAUCCAAGUCAUUGUAUUUCAUUUAGGAUUAUUUCAUAUCUUCAUUUAAAUAAAAAUAUAUUUUUAUCUUUUUUAGAUACAGUCAAUAAAUGUGAACAUGUAUCAUAACAUGGAAAUCUGAGACAACGUGUUGUGA
This is a messenger RNA of Nerophis lumbriciformis (worm pipefish), 4846 nucleotides long. It is a transcript of the gene rpgrip1, whose product is annotated as RPGR interacting protein 1. Lineage: Eukaryota; Metazoa; Chordata; Actinopteri; Syngnathiformes; Syngnathidae. Gene Ontology annotation, cellular component: photoreceptor connecting cilium. The record is from RefSeq and is a predicted model, not a curated record. Gene Ontology annotation, biological process: non-motile cilium assembly; retinal rod cell development.